GUUCAGUGAAAUAUCAUCUGAAUUUUGCGAAUUAUACCAAACUCUCAUUCGCGACUAUCAUGGGCAGGAACAAAUCCCAGAAAUCGUCAGUACCGCAAAAAUCCAAGCUCAAGAAAGACCCUGGAAUACCAAGGCUUCCUCAACUAAAGGUUCGGAUUGCGGAGAAGCGGAAAUCUAGUUCUCCUGCGAUUCCCCAGCCUGAUGAUCCAGAUGCCUAUAUGGCUACUGAACCUACCCUGUCUUCACUAGCAGCUCUCGCUUCAGAAACCCAGGCGGCCGUAGACCAGGAUACCGCAUCUUAUGCGGGCUCCUCACAGAAGACAAAGGAGCAAAUUCGUCGCCACUACGUCCGUAUGCUACACAAAGUAAUCGAUGAAAGUGACAUCGUCAUUCUUGUGCUCGACGCUCGCGAUCCGGAGGGAUGUAGGAGUCGACUGGUCGAAGAAGAGGUAAGACGGAGAGAAAGUGAAGGGAAGAAGCUCGUGUUUGUGUUGAAUAAAAUCGAUUUGGUUUCAAAAGAGAAUGCUCAACAGUGGCUACGAUACUUGCGACAUUCCACGCCGACACUCCCAUUCCGUUCUGCUUCCUCCAAUCAACGUUCUCAUCUCAGCUCUACGACGGCACCCGGACUUAUGCGCCUUCUUAAAGCAUUCAAACCUAGUUCACAGAGUAUCACAGUCGGUGUUGUUGGGUUUCCAAACGUCGGUAAAAGCAGCCUCAUCAAUUCUUUGAAGCGAUCAAAGGCCUGUGCAGUGGCUGCACAGCCAGGUCACACGAAGGACCUUCAAUCCGUGCAGCUGGAGCGAGGAAUUAAGAUCGUCGAUUCACCUGGUGUAGUUUUUGAUGAAGACGAAUCAGGUGACUGUAGUCAAAAGGGCAGCAUUCUCCUACGAAAUGUCCUCAAAGUUGAGGAUAUAGAAGAUCCCAUCGCUGUCGUGGAAGAAAUCCUCGCGCGGACAGAACAUGAGACACUCCGAAAACUAUACAAUCUUCUCCAGUUCUCAAGCACGCUGGAGUUUCUCACCAUGCUUGCGCUCAACAGCGGACGCCUGCUCAAGGGAGGUACCCCUGAUCUACUUUCAGCCGCACGUCACGUUCUCAUGGACUGGAAUCACCAAAAAAUCCCCUAUUUCUCUGUCCCGCCCACCAUUCAUCCAUCGUCGAUGCCUUCUGCCACAACAGGCGCAGAAACCGUCGGGCAGUCACAAAUCCUCGAUUCAUUCUCCAGACCGUUUGAGCUUGCAGGUUUGUUUUGCACAGCAGACGCCGGCGCGUUCAAUGAAAAUGCACCGAUGCAGGAGCAGGUAGCUAUGGAUGACAGCGAAGUCAACAAUGACAUUGCUGCACGGGAAUCUGGCAUGAUAGUCGAUGAUGGCAUGACUGCGUCCGCACUAUCAAUCCCGUCAUCCCGCAAGCGUAUUCGUUCGCCCUCGUUGGUCACACAUGCAGGAGCUACCGACUCUUCAGUACAACUGCGCAUACCGAAGCGAUUCCGUCGCGCGAAGGACCUCUCUGCAUACGAAGAAGCAGCUGUGCGGAGCCAGAGUCGCGCGAUGAAUAGGCGGUCUCUGAAACAGGACCGCAAGCGCGCACGAAGGGCUGCUAACAAGUUGACCAAGGGCGAGUCGAGGAUGGAAGUUGAUGGGCUGCAGGAAACAUUUAUUGCUGAUGUGCGGGAAUAAACCACUGUUCUUUUUAUCUGCAUAUCAUGGCAUUUGGUUUUGUGCAAUGUCAACUCUGGCUCCGGGAAGUGAUAUCCACCA
Molecule: messenger RNA, 1763 nt
Organism: Suillus fuscotomentosus
Lineage: Eukaryota; Fungi; Basidiomycota; Agaricomycetes; Boletales; Suillaceae
Product: P-loop containing nucleoside triphosphate hydrolase protein
Exons: 8
Coding region: 60-1682 (540 amino acids)
Cellular component (GO): nucleolus
Molecular function (GO): GTP binding
Source: RefSeq, a predicted model, not a curated record